AUGGACGGUACCUUCUACUCAUCACCGUCAUACUUCUGCCAGCUGUACAGCAUCCACGCGAAGGUCGACGGGUACAUGUGUCCCCUGGUGUAUGGACUCCUACCAAACAAACAAGAAAGAACAUACACAAGGUUCUUCAACCUCAUCAAGGACUUCGCUACUGAGAAUAACAUACCCCUGUCGCCAGACACUGUGAUGAUGGAUUUCGAAACAGCAGCAUGGCGUGCGGUCAGUGGUAUAUUUGAUGUAAGUGUUCGUGGGUGUUUCUUCCACUUCACAUGGAGCAAAGUUCAAUCACUAGGUCUUGUUUGUGAAUUUAGGGACAAUUAUGAGGUCAAGAAGUUAGUGAUGAGUGCACUGCCUCUGGUGCCAUUGGCGUCCGUAGAAGAUGUGUGGUUCGAGGCACUCGAUGAUUGUGACGAUGACUCAGCGCAAGUGCUAAGGUUCAAGGAUUAUAUCACAGAGCAGUGGGUAGAAGGAGACCGGCAAGCCUGGAACCACUUCAACAACGACGGCCCUUGGACGACAAACCAUGUGGAGGGGUGGCAACACAAAAUUAACAAUCAGCUGAAACACUGCCAUCCCAACAUCUACACCCUCCUAGACAUCAUCAAGAAGGAACAGGCAGCAAAUCAGGCCAAAAUAUUUCAGCAUGCUAACGGUGGUAAACAGCGCCAACGAAAGCGAGUAUACCGCCAACUUGAAGAAAGGCUCGCCCGCUUUAAGGACCAACUGAGUAUGGGUGAUAUGGACACUAUGUCCUAUGUUGAUGCUGUCUCACACUUAGUUAAAUUACAUUGA
This is a messenger RNA of Mya arenaria, 801 nucleotides long. RefSeq lists its product as uncharacterized. NCBI's taxonomy places the organism in Eukaryota, Metazoa, Mollusca, Bivalvia, Myida, Myidae. The coding region runs from base 1 to 801 and encodes 266 amino acids. The record is from RefSeq and is a predicted model, not a curated record. The transcript has a single exon.